This is a messenger RNA of Drosophila biarmipes, 933 nucleotides long. Its product is annotated as probable histone-lysine N-methyltransferase set-23. The record is from RefSeq and is a predicted model, not a curated record. The transcript is spliced from 2 exons. Bases 65 to 871 code for a protein of 268 amino acids. Gene Ontology annotation, cellular component: nucleus. NCBI's taxonomy places the organism in Eukaryota, Metazoa, Arthropoda, Insecta, Diptera, Drosophilidae. Gene Ontology annotation, molecular function: histone H3K9 methyltransferase activity; protein binding; zinc ion binding.
AAAAUCGCUUUAAGGUCCAACGAACUAUAAAAAUAUAAACAAUCCAGUAUAAACAAUCCUUAAAAUGAACGGAUCUGAAACCGCCCUUUGUGAUGACUACGAGCACCCAGAUAACCUGGAGUACAUAUUGGAAUCAGUGUUAAUGCCCAGCGAUGGCAGUUCAGAGUUUACAAGUUUGGCGGACGAGUACAAUUCUGUUCUUCUGAACCAAUGCCAAUGCAAUGGAGCUUGCGAAAAGAGUGAUAUCUGUCCACAUGGAGGUCAAUAUGAGUACCCAAAGGAUGGUCUAGAACUAGUUUUAAGAAAAUCCUCAAGUCCCGUCAUCGAGUGCAAUGAUUUAUGCAAAUGCAGCCGAAACACCUGCUCCAAUCGUCUUGUGCAGCACGGCCCAAGGAACAAUUUGGAAAUAUUCGACUCUCCAAUCUAUAGAUCCAAAGGUUUACGCACUUCAGCGAACGUUCCUGCAGGUGGAUACAUAUGCGAAUAUGCCGGAGAACUUUUAACCGCAGACGAGGCCAAAAGACGCCUGGAGAUCAAUGAGGAACUUGCCCUGAUGAACUACGUCCUGGUUCUGAAUGAAUACUCCAGCGAGAAGAAGCAACAGGUGACCAUCGUAGAUCCUUCUAGACGCGGCAACAUCGGCCGUUACCUGAACCACAGCUGUGAACCCAACUGCCACAUAGCAGCGGUACGAAUAGACUGUCCCAUACCGAAAAUAGGUAUUUUUGCAGCGCGGGAUAUACGGGCUCAGGAGGAGUUGUGCUUUCAUUAUGGCGGAGAGGGGCAGUAUAAAAAGUUAACGUGUGGAAAGACUUGCCUCUGCGCUGCUCCAACUUGCACCGGAUUCAUGCCAAACACUGCAAUUGAAUAGGAAAUAUGUUACUCCAAAGUUUCGAAACCAAGACUGUCUAAAUACUUGCCAUUUAAAGCUUA